CCCAAAGCCCCAUCCACCUUCCUCUGGUCCUGGAUCACCCCACCUAACCACCCUCCCUUCAAAGACUCAGCAGCUCUCAUUUGGCUUGCCACCCUCCCCCCCCUCUCUGGACCUCCUUCCUUGGACUGCACCCUAAAACUUGAAGAAGGAUCACCCUAAAGUCCAUCCACCUUCAUCGGAUCAACACCCCCGUCCCUAGGGGUCGUCUCUUCCCGUGCUAACCCUCCUCCCCCGCUCAGGACCCCCCUCCAGGAGGACAGCAAACCCCCCCCCCCCUUCAUAUUUUGAAAAGUGAUUGCACCACUGGCAUCCACACGGACUGGAUCACCUCCUGUAGUGGAUCUCACGGAACCCCCUUCAAUGUUGGGGUGUCCCACAGCCUCCUGACCCCCCCUUCCCUCUCCAGGAGUCUUCAGAAGAAGAUUGAAGCACAAGAGAUCAAGGAGGGGUCAUUCCAACCGACCACCUUGUCUGGACCCCCCCAUCAAGAUUCAUUUUACAGAGGGGUUCCCCCCUGGGUCACUGAGCCCCCCCAAAGACCUCUCCCUUCCAGCCAUGGAUACCGCAUCAACCUCAACUUUUGAUUCAGAGGACGGAACGCCGAACUACCAGCGGAGGAGGACGGUGGAGGAUUUCAAUAAGUUCUGUACGUUUGUCUUGGCCUAUGCCGGCUACAUACCGUACCCAGAAGAGGAGACUCCACUCCGAGCCGGGUCCAGCCCUCCGAACAGCACAGGAAGCACCGUGGACAGCGACAGCUGGGACUCCAGGUUCCAAGACAUCCCGAGCACAGAGGUCCUCCCAAUCAAAAAACGAAGACAUUUUGGGGAGCUGAAACAUGAACGCUCCUAUCCUUCCAUGAUGAAACACUCCAAGUUCAGCGGUUUCCUCCUGGAACGGAAAAAGCUCGACAAAAUCAAGAAAAAGAAAAAGCUGAAGAAGAAAGAACAGCAAAUGGUGAAGGAGGAGGAGGAGCAGUACCUCCAAACCGUCAUAAAACUGGAGCCGGAGAACCCCUAUCCAGGAGAGUUCAUUCCACCUCCAAUCCCAGACCACCCACUGGACCUCAAGAUGUCCCCGCCGCACCUCAAGAUGUCCCCGCCGCACCUCAAGAUGUCCCCGCCGCACCUCCCGCCGCACCUCAAGAUGUCCCCACCGCACCUCCCGCCGCACCUCAAGAUGUCCCCGCCGCACCUCAAGAUGUCCCCGCCGCACCUCAAGAUGUCCCCGCCCCACGAGAUGGAGGAGCCGAUGCUGGAGAGCUGUAAUAACAGUAUGGACAGUGCAUCCAUGACCAUGGUCUCUGACGACAUGGAUGAGAUAAAGACUGAGUACACAGAGGUGAACCUGGGGAAACGAACGGUCAUACGACAGGGAAAGCAGGUGGUGUUCCGGGAUGAAGACGGCUCAGGCAACGAUGAGGAUAUCAUGGUGGAUUCAGAUGACGAAUCCUGGCACCUCGUCACAUGCUUUUGCAUGAAGCCGUUUGCCGGUCGGCCGAUGAUCGAGUGUAAUGAGUGCAAUACUUGGAUCCACCUCUCCUGUGCCAAAAUCCGCAAGUCCAACGUUCCAGAGAUUUACGUUUGUCAAAAGUGCCGAGACACGAAAUUCGACAUCCGGCGAUCAAACCGCUCGCGCAUGGGAUGUAGGAAGUUAUUUCUGGACUGAAAAAAAAAAAAAACAAUAAUAAUAAUAAUUUAUAGAGAAGUGAUCGGUGUGUAGAGACGAUAAGCCGCAACAGACGCACAAAGGACAUUUUUAUGUUUCCAUCCGGCACACUUUUACAGACAAUGGUUGGUUUUCGGUUUAUUUUUGAUGGCCCAGGCGGAGAAGUGGGAGUCCAUGUGGCGACUGCUGUCUGUGGGACAAAAAAAAACAGGCGGCUGGUGUUUUUUUUUUUUUUUUAUACCGAUUUCCGCAGGGCACCGCGGGGGUUAUUAUAGGCCUAUGAUGAGACUUUACGUUAAUAAUCGCCCGUAUCGCCAACGGUGUAGACCAAAAUGAUGGACGGAAUUUUCAACCGCCCAGGGACGGGACGGGACUGUCGCCGAGUAAAGUUUAUUUUGUUAACCUUGCAGUUGAACUUUAGUUUUGUAGUCCUAUAAAAAGCCACAGUUGGCUGUAGAAGACCAGAUUAUAUGAAGAAAAUCUUGUGUGAAUGUGAUUUUUUUGUUUUUUUGUUUUGUUUUUCAGUUUCUUUGCGUUUCUUUGAACCUUCUGCCCAGAAGACAUUUCUUGCACAUGGGACCGGGAAAAAGCAGCUUGCUGUAAAUAAGUGCUAAAUAGAAAAACUAUAAUUUCCCAAUAAAUGUUUAUUUUCACUCCCUC
Rana temporaria (common frog) is the source of this 2328-nucleotide messenger RNA. RefSeq names its product PHD finger protein 13 (gene PHF13). Bases 556 to 1668 code for a protein of 370 amino acids. The record is from RefSeq and is a predicted model, not a curated record. The transcript is spliced from 4 exons. Lineage: Eukaryota; Metazoa; Chordata; Amphibia; Anura; Ranidae.